AAACCAGCAGCCACAAUGAGUUUCAUUGAAUAUGGAGAUACGAUAAGGGACGGUGAUACAGCUAUUGUGUUCCUGGGCCACGAAUCCAUGUUUCCCGUGAAAGUCCAGCAUGGCUCUGUCACUCAGACUAAGUACGGGGUCAUCAGGCACUCCACAGAUCUCAUAGGCAAGAAGUACGGCUCCAAAGUGACCUGCAGUAAAGGAGGAUGGGUGUUUAUUCUUCACCCAACACCAGAACUGUGGACCAUGAAUCUUCCCCACAGGACACAAAUUCUGUAUUCCACGGACAUCUCUAUAAUCACCAUGAUGUUAGAACUGAAGCCAGGCUCCAUAGUAUGUGAAUCAGGUACGGGCAGCGGCUCCCUGUCCCAUGCCCUCAUCAGGACGGUGGCCCCCACGGGGCACCUCUACACGGUGGAGUUCCACCAACAGAGAGCUGAGAAGGCCCGGGAGGAGUUCCGCGAGCACGGCGUGGAGCACCUCGUCACCGUCACCAACCAGGACGUCUGCAAAAACGGCUUUGGAGUCUCCAACGUAGCCGACGCCGUGUUCCUAGAUAUCCCGUCUCCAUGGGAAGCCAUAGGACACGCAAAGGCAGCGUUAAAAGUUGAAGGCGGCCGCAUCUGCUCUUUCUCCCCUUGCAUCGAACAAGUCCAAAGAACCUGCCUGGCGAUGGAAGAACAUGGUUUUACAGAGAUUAACACUUUGGAAAUUCUGCUGCGAGUGUACAAUGUAAGGACAAUUAGCUUGCAAAUCCCUGACCUUGGAAAAGCGUCUGGGGAUAAUUCGAGCAUUGGCUUUGACAGCAGCAACCCAACAAAUGAAGGUAGCCCGUGCACUAAUCCGCAGCAAGGAACUGUGCAGUUCAAAAGUGGUGUUCCGCUCAGGGAGAUGGUUGGUCACACUGGGUACCUGACCUUUGCCUCCAAAAGCCUCUUUUAG
This is a messenger RNA of Tinamus guttatus (white-throated tinamou), 942 nucleotides long. RefSeq names its product tRNA methyltransferase 61A (gene TRMT61A). Gene Ontology annotation, biological process: tRNA methylation. Gene Ontology annotation, molecular function: tRNA (adenine(58)-N1)-methyltransferase activity. Gene Ontology annotation, cellular component: tRNA (m1A) methyltransferase complex; nucleus. The record is from RefSeq and is a predicted model, not a curated record. Lineage: Eukaryota; Metazoa; Chordata; Aves; Tinamiformes; Tinamidae.